UAGACCAGGACUAAACCCAACACCACUUUAAACGAGCCAAUCCCAGCAGCACUGACAGGUCACAUGACUCUGGAGUGAAGCCACGCCCACUUUCACAGGUAAUGAUCAGGGUCUCCUGUACCUGAUGAACAUUCUACCAUAGACCUGCAUGUAGAACGCCCACAGGACUAAACCAGGACUAAACCAGGACUAAGCAGGUCCAGGAUGGGCUCUGGUCUGUGUAAGAAGAAGUCGGUCUCAGAGCCAGAGGAGGAGCCGGCCCCGAAGCGCAGUCUGGUCCUAAACCUGACCCGGAGAGGACUCAAGGAGGUCCCUGCUGAGGUCUGGUCUCAGUCUGAUCUGCAGAAGUUGAACUUGUCCCUGAACUGUCUCCAGUCUGUGUCUCCUCAAAUCUGUGUCCUCAAGAACCUCCAGGUCCUCAACCUGUGGGACAACCAGGUGGGGGCGCUGCAGAGACUCAGAGUUUUGUUUUUAUCCAGAAACAAACUCACAGAGAUUCCAGAAGAACUGGGCCAGUGUACACAACUACAGGUCCUCAGUGUGUCUCAGAACCAGCUCAGGUCUUUGCCCUGGACUCUGUCCAACCUCCAGAACCUGAACAAACUGAACCUGAGCAGCAACAACUUCAGCCAGAUCCCCACGUGUGUGUACAGCCUCAAGAGCCUGGUGUUCUUGGACCUGGGCUGGAACCUUCUGGAGAACCUGGCGGAGAACAUCCAGAACCUGUCGGAGCUCAGGACCCUGAUCCUGGAAGGAAACCACCUGAGCAGCCUCAACAAAGCCCUGUGCAACCUGAGAAGUCUGGAGCUGCUGAACGUCGACUUCAACGACAUCAAAGACGUUCCUCAGGAGUUCCAUCAGCUGACGGGGCUUCGUAGACUCGCCUGUCACCCUCUGGACUCAGGUCUCCACAUCUUCCACAACCCUCUGCUGAAGCCCACCAAGGAGGUCCUGGAGGGAGGUCUGAGCGCCCUCUACAGCUACCUGAGGAACCCCGCCUAGACCAGGACCUGGACC
Messenger RNA from Boleophthalmus pectinirostris (great blue-spotted mudskipper), 1017 nucleotides. Its product is annotated as leucine-rich repeat-containing protein 30-like. Bases 205 to 1002 code for a protein of 265 amino acids. Gene Ontology annotation, molecular function: protein binding. The transcript is spliced from 8 exons. The record is from RefSeq and is a predicted model, not a curated record. NCBI's taxonomy places the organism in Eukaryota, Metazoa, Chordata, Actinopteri, Gobiiformes, Gobiidae.